Molecule: messenger RNA, 1377 nt
Organism: Penicillium angulare
Lineage: Eukaryota; Fungi; Ascomycota; Eurotiomycetes; Eurotiales; Aspergillaceae
Gene: rvb1
Product: RuvB family ATP-dependent DNA helicase pontin
Exons: 3
Coding region: 1-1377 (458 amino acids)
Biological process (GO): regulation of transcription by RNA polymerase II; box C/D snoRNP assembly; chromatin remodeling
Cellular component (GO): NuA4 histone acetyltransferase complex; R2TP complex; Ino80 complex
Molecular function (GO): ATP binding; ATP hydrolysis activity; DNA helicase activity
Source: RefSeq, a predicted model, not a curated record
AUGGUCCAGAUCAGUGAAGUCAAGGGCAACUCGCGCGAGAACAGGACCGCGGCGCACACCCACAUCAAGGGUCUAGGCCUGCGCGCUGAUGGUUCCUCAGAAACAGCAGGCGAUGGAUUCGUGGGACAGGCAUCUGCUCGUGAGGCAUGCGGUGUUGUAGUCGACCUCAUCAAAGCUAGGAAGAUGGCUGGACGAGCUGUGUUGCUUGCUGGUGGACCAGGUACAGGAAAGACAGCGCUUGCUCUUGCUGUAUCACAGGAGCUGGGAACCAAAGUACCAUUCUGCCCCAUCGUUGGCAGCGAAAUCUACUCUGCGGAGGUCAAGAAGACAGAAGCCUUGAUGGAGAACUUCCGACGAGCAAUCGGUCUGCGAGUUCGCGAAACCAAGGAGGUGUACGAGGGUGAAGUAACCGAGUUGACACCGGAGGAGACCGAGAAUCCAUUGGGCGGAUACGGACGUACCAUCAGCCAUCUGAUCAUUGGACUCAAGUCUGCCAAGGGCAGCAAGAAGCUUCGCCUAGACCCCAGCAUUUACGAAGCCAUUCAGAAGGAGAGAGUCACUGUUGGAGAUGUCAUCUACAUUGAAGCCAACACCGGUGCUUGCAAGCGUGUUGGUCGGUCGGACGCUUAUGCGACUGAGUUCGAUCUCGAGGCGGAAGAGUACGUGCCCGUUCCUAAGGGCGAGGUUCACAAGAAGAAGGAGAUUGUACAGGAUGUGACCCUUCAUGACUUGGACAUGGCCAAUGCCCGGCCACAAGGUGGACAGGAUGUGAUGAGCAUGAUGGGCCAGCUGAUGAAGCCCAAGAAGACUGAGAUUACAGACAAGCUGCGACAAGAGAUUAACAAGGUUGUCAACCGCUACAUUGACCAGGGCGUGGCCGAGCUUGUUCCUGGUGUCUUGUUCAUCGACGAGGUUCACAUGCUUGACAUUGAGUGUUUCACAUAUCUCAACCGUGCCCUUGAAUCUACCAUCUCUCCGAUCGUCAUCCUGGCUUCUAACCGUGGAAACACUGUCAUUCGGGGUACCGACGACAUCACCGCCUCCCACGGCAUCCCACCCGAUCUGCUCGCUCGCCUCCUCAUCAUCCCCACUACCCCUUACAGCCCAGAGGAGAUCAAAACCAUUAUCCGACUGCGUGUUAAGACUGAAGGCCUGAACAUCAAUGAGCCUGCUCUGGACAAGGUUGCUGAGCACGGCAGCAAAGUCAGUUUGCGAUAUGCCUUGCAAUUGCUCACACCGGCAAGUAUCCUGGCUCGAGUCAAUGGCCGCCCUAAUGGAAUCGAGGCAGUGGAUGUUGCGGAGUGCGAGGAUCUUUUUCUGGAUGCCAAGCGCAGUGCGCAGAUUGUUAACCAGGACAUUACCAAGUUCCUGGCUUAA